ACACAUCUUAGAUACGAAACUCUUUCCUCAAAUUGAUAUACUUGCCGGAAACUACUACUUUCACUUUCAUGUUCACCUGUACACAAGCUGAGCUGAUGAUUUUUUAAAAAAUGUACUAGAACUUAGAAGCAACGGCAUAAUAAGAGAAGCCAACAAAUGACAAAUGGCUGACAAUAAGUACACCAAAAGGCGAUUGCAACUGAAGCAAAAUUUGUUCAAGUUACUGAAGGAAAGAGAACCUGAUGGAAUCCCGAAAGCGCACUUGUGGAAUAUUUACACUAGCAAAGUGGAGAAGGUCAGUGCUGCGUUUUAUGGCACUGGGAAAAUGCACAACCUUCUGGGAGAAUUUGAUGACAUGAUUUAUGAAGUGAUGGAGAAAGGGCGACCCACAAUACGUCUGAUUGAGGGCUACACUCCUGAUGAGGAGGGAUCCCCCGAUGUCCAGAUAGCCAAAGUGUCGUCAUCAGAGUUGGAGGAUAAUCACACAGAGCCAAAGUCUGUGAACAAAAGUAGGGAUGUAGAUGAUAAAAAGAGAUCUUCAGCAGAGAUUCUUUACCAGAGAUCACAAGGAAUCAGUGAUCUCCCAACAGCACCCAUUCCUCAGCAACCAUUACCAAGUCAAAGCCUCGCCCAUUCCAUGGCACAGUCAUCAUUUAGCCUCCCUGUACAACAGCAGUUGCCACCCCCGCUGUCUCUAACAUUCCAGAAGCCACGGCAGCUAAUGAUGGGAGCUGUAGCACAACCACAAGUAAACACACUUCAGAACAGCGUUACUAGGGCCGUCAAUCAGUUUCUGGUCCAGGCUAGGCAGACCGACUCAGCGGGCAAAGUUCCAGAGGAUCCUUGUGUAGUGUCCUCCAGCAGUGAAUCCGACAGCGACUCAGACAGUGAAGAGUCUGAAGACUCUCCAAAUCUUCAAACUUCCACUGUUAGAAAGAAACAGGAUGAUCAUAGACUUAAAAUAGAGCAGGAACGACUCCUUGUUAAAAAUAAUAUUAUGAAAUUGUUGAACUCUCACCCAGAUGGUAUCAAAAAGACUGAGAUUUGGAGAUUUUAUUCUAAAGAAUUCAAGCAUCAACCAAACAAGGCAAAAGUUGGACUUUCAAAACUCACAAAUCUGUUAGGUUAUUUCAGUGAUGUAAUAGAAGAAUUUCAGAAUGAACAUGGAAUUCCCUACAUCAGAAGAGCACCAAGACUUAGUGUUUCCAGGAAUCGAUUGACCUCUGGGUCAUCAGGGAGAAGCACCCCAGUGAUAGACCUGACAAAGGAUGAGCCAGUCCCAAAAUGUGGCAGUCUGGUGGACCUGACGGAAGACCAGGGUCCCUCUGGUUUCAUCCCUCUUUCAUCUGCUCAACCUACACAGAGAAGACUUACUCACCCAGGAGACUUUCAGGUCCAGUCUGCAUACUCUCAACUUCAGCAGACACCAGGAUUUAUUCCCACAAGUGGUCCUCCACAUGAUUCUUCUCUGGCAGUGUGCCAGCUAGUGAUCAGACCAGUCAGUCUCAGGAAGUUUGAACAAAAGGAAACUCACCUGUCAAAAGUAUGGAAUAAUGAUAGGUAUGGCCGGUUCUCUCAGAGCCAGAUUGAAAUGGUCGCAAAGGAGUGCAUUGAGGCCCUAGCAGAAGCAGACGAACAUGUGAGUGUGGAGAGAGUGGAAAGUUUGAUGCUGCAAAGGCUUGGAAGAAGAUACAUAGCAGAAUUGGGUCACUGGCGUUAUGCCAACCAAAUACCCUGUCUUUUUGAACAUAACAGAAUGCUAUGCAAGAUCAAUGCAUAUAUCCAGGCCUUCCUGAAUACACGAGCUAUUUGUACUCUUCAUGAACUGAAGAUAUGCAUGGCUGAAUUUGCUCCAGAUAAAGACAGCUUUGAAGCUUUACAAGUUGGUCCCCUACAGAGACUUCCACUUAUAUAUAACAGCUUCAAGUUUCCAACAGACAUGGCCGAUAUUCCAGAAAUCACAACCUCUGAUAUUUUCGAGAAUUUGCGACAUUACUUGAACAAGUAUCAGAAGUGGUGUACCAGAAUGGAGAUGGAGCAUUUCAUGGAAUACUUAGUGGAGACAUAUCAAGUGGAGAAUGCCUACAUUCUUGGGGUUAGAAUCCGUAGUCUGCCGUUGGCUGUGCAGGUAUUGAAGAAAUCUCGGCGAGAUGCUGCUGGAACACGAAGAAAAGUAACGGAAGACACAAAGGAAGCACUGAAACAGGAGGUUGAGCAGCUGUUCAACAGAUUCAAGGCUGUACUGAUGAACAAAAGAGGAGAUGGACAAGGGCAGAUUAGGGAGCAUUAUCUAAAGAUGAGGCCCGUGGAGGCUCUGAGGGAAAUCUUUGAUAAAUACCACACUCUCUGCUGUUCGGUGGCGGCCCCUUCAUCUCGGAUGGAGAUGCGAAACUUCACCAGGUUUACAGACACCAUUAAUGGCUUCUUGCAGGCAGUCACCUCGGAUAGCUUCGGCCGUAACCUGUUUCACAUCGCCAUCUGUAUCAGUCAGACAGAAGUAGAGGCUGUUCACAGACAGUUCUUGACUGAGGCGACUAAGCCGAAGGAGGUACCUGUUACUGUGAAAAAGAAACCUCCACCUACAAAAGAAUCUGUUGUCAGACUCCUGAAGACUUACCUUGACAAAUGUCAGAGCCAUGGUGUGCUUACACUGAAAACUUUGGAUCACAUUGAGGAGAGAAUGGUGGACCAUUUUGAAUUUGAUUCAUUUUUGGCUAUGGGAUAUGGACGCUUCUUAGAAUUUCUUCAGAAGGAGGCCAAACAAGUAAUAUUUUGUAACAUGAUAAUACCCACAAUGCUGUUUAGUCAAAAGUGUAUGGUAGGGAAGUCUCAAAAGACUGUGUGCCAGGUAUGGUGGGGAAGUCUCAAAAGACUGUGUGCCAGGUAUGGUGGGGAAGUCUCAAAAGACUGUGUGCCAGGAGCACCAUCUGGUUGUCCCGGGGAGGCCGCUGUUCACUUUGUUCGGGACUGCUUGUUAACUUUACCUGUUAAAACCUGUGCGAUCCUGGCUUCUCAGAUGUUCCUGGAACCGCUAGGCCAGGUAAUCGGACAAUCCAAAUCAAAGACCAUGCUUCUCCAGUCAUGUGUAACUGUGUCUCAAUUAAACCGUCUGCAGCAGCUGGGCUGUCUGUUGGGUGUAGCUGAGUGGAUGGACAGUAUUCAAGGCCGAUGUCGACCAACACCCACUUCUCUAGAGGAGGUGGCUCCAGAGUUUGCAGAGGAGUUCUUCAAAGAUGAACCUGAGAUUAUAGAGGACAGUGAGGAUGAGGACAAUUCAUUAACCUCGUACUUAUCAGAUGUGGAGGUUGAGGCAGAGUUCAACGUUCAGGAGGAGGAAGAGAUGAUUGUCGUUGAUGAGUGUGCAGAGCUUGAGGAGGAUAAGGAAAAGAAAGAGUCCAGCAUUGAUCUCACGUUAAAGCCAGACAGUCCUAUUGACCUUCUCUCGCCUGAGGACAAUGAAAGCAAGAUGCCAUCAUCAGUAACCAUGGAUACAGACUUAGAGCAGGCUUGUCGGGAGAUUGUGGACCGGAUUAGACGGGACGAGUUUGGGAUUGGAGUGGAGCUGAAUGAAGAUGGACAGCGGCUGAUGAGAGUCCAGCAAGAGAGGCUUGGCCGAAGUCUGGACAGGCUGUCCAAAGACCUGUACAGCAAGGACACACACUUUGUACUUGAGCUGAUACAGAAUGCUGACGACAACAGCUACCCAGAUGACUUACAGAAGAAUGACUGUCCGUCUGUCCAGUUUGUCAUGAGGCUGGACGGGGUGGUGGUCCUGAACAAUGAGAAUGGAUUCCGAGAAAAGGACAUUCGUGCUCUCUGUGACGUGGGAAGAAGUACCAAGGGAAAGCACAAGGCAGGGUAUAUUGGUCAGAAAGGCAUAGGAUUUAAGUCCGUUUUCCGAGUGACGGAUGGACCAGAAGUCCAUUCUAAUGGUUUUCACAUCAAGUUUGAUGUUCAGUCAGGACCGACGGGGUACAUCCUGCCUCACUGGGUGGAUGAGGACCGGUGGGAGGAAAAUGAGGGCUGGACGACAAAGAUUGUGCUCCCCCUGAAGGAAUCCAUGAAGUCCCAAACAACCACCCUGGCAGCCCGAUUCAACGACAUCCAUCCGUCCCUGCUGCUGUUCCUGAACCGUCUGCGACAUAUCACCAUCGAGAACCGAGUGGAGAAUUUUGUACAGGAAAUACACAGGAGAGACCCUGGAGAGAAUGUGGUGGAGAUCACCCAUAGCAACAAGGUGGACCGAUGGCUAGUGGUCAAGAAACGGCUGGAUGCCUCCAAAAUAUCAUUGCAGGCCAAAUCAGGUGUAGAGGUGGAGUCCACAGAGAUUGCCCUGGCUUUUCCGCUCCGACCAGCAGGACAGAAGAAAGACAGCAAGUUUGUUCCGCCAAAGCAACCAGUGUUUGCCUUUCUUCCUCUCAGGAGUUAUGGAUUCCGGUUUAUCAUUCAAGGUGAUUUUGAUGUUCCGUCCAGUCGUGAGGAUGUGGACAGAGACAGUCUGUGGAACCAGUGGCUACGUAAUGAAAUCCACGUCCUCUUUAUAGAAGCUCUGGAUACAUUCAAAAGUCAUGGAGACUUCACUAACAUGGAGGCUGUGUCCGCCUUCCUGCAGUUUGUUCCUGUUGAGGAUGAAAUCAUUGAUUUCUUCAGACCAGUGGCCAAUCAGAUUCUACAGAAACUUCGAGCCAAGCAGUGCAUCCCUACUCAACCCAACCAAAAAGGCCAGUGUUCAUGGAAAAUUCCAUCUCAGACAGUUAUAGUGAAGGACCCGCGAAUCCUGGAGGUUGUGACCUCUGACCUUCUGAAGGAGACUCUUAAUCUUUUCUAUCUCCACCGUGACGUGGCAUCCAUGUUAAAUUCUACCCUGACCCAAAGUCUGGGUAUAGAAGCUUUAAAUACAGAGCACCUUCUUCUGAUUGGGAAAUCCUUACUGCAGCAGUGGUCAUCCAGCCCUGAAAAUGAAAACAGAGAUAAUGAUAUCCUUGUGACUGCUAAGUGGAUGGCUUGUGUGUACAGAAGUCUGGAUGAGUUUUCAGACAACCAGUCCAUUUACGACAAACUGAAGGCCAUGAAGAUCAUUCCAUUGGCGACUUAUCAGAGACAGUCUACAAACAACAGCACCAUCUUUUUCCCUCUGUCUGAAAACACUGGGUUUAGUUAUAAUGACCCUAUGACAGUGCUACAGCAGGAUUUGAACACAGUCCACCCACUUUUGGUUUCUACUACUGACAAUGAGGUGAACUCGCAGGUCCAGAAGUUGUUAGAGAAGAUUGGAGUGUGUCAUCUAUCUCCUCGCGAGGUCAUCUGUCACCACAUCAUUCCUACUCUCCAGUCCGACUCGUGGAAGGAUAAGAAGGAGAAUAUUUUAAUCAGUUAUAUAGUGUACAUAAAGGAACAGACAGACCUUGAUCCAUCACUCAUUAAUAUGGAGGAGCUGGGAAAGUCAGCCAUAUUGAAAACCAACAAAGGUCUGCAGAAUCCCUCCCAGGUCCCCGUACAUUUCCCACCAGAUUACAAAAAUGCCAUCAAUCUACAGGCUGAGUUACCAGGAUACGACUGGAUUUUGCUGGAUUCAAUUUACCUCCAGAACAAACGAAAUCCUGUUGAAAUCCAGAAAUGGCAGGUUUUUUUCACCAAAAUUGGAGUGACGGAUUUUGUAGAAGUAAAACAGAUGAGGGUGGAGAUCUCAGCAGAAAACAUUAAUUCAACUCCUUGGGCUCCACUGGGUGAAAUACUUGGUGCCAUCCAAGAGGGAAGUUACAUUGAAGACUGGUCCUCCACAGAGCUGAGAGAACUCAUCCAAAACAAUGGCCAACCAUCCUCAUAUUCCCAGCAGAUGAGGAUCCUCUCUGUCCUUCUGGCAGAGAAGUGGGAUAGACACUUCUCAAACUACACCUCCACUUGCCUGUACAACAAAUCAGGAGGACGUUGUCAAGAUGUGGAGACAUCCUUCAGCAUACUUCUGAAAACCUCCAGUUGGUUGCCAGGAUUACAGACAUGUGUAACUGUGGAGAACGAGAUGAUAUCUGUGACGGAGAAGGUGCUGAUGAUGCAGCCAUCUUGUUUGUAUGCUCCUCUGCCAGAGAUAAUGGACCUGCUGGCUCACUCUGUGCUUUAUCUAGGCAUUCAGAUGCCACCUGGAAGUUCGUUUGGACAGUUUUUAGGAAUUAAACAUCGUGUAGGACUUCAGGAUUUAAAGAAAUGCUUGAUCGAGUGGGGCAACAGAGAGUCAGAGGAAAUGCCCAAAAUAUUUGUCACCACUCAAAAACACAUCUUUAAUGUAUAUCACUGGCUUAAUAACCAGCUUCCUCCAGUAGAAACCACGGAACUCUUCCAAAACCACCCAGUCAUCUUUGUGCCAGGUAAACCCUUGCCAGUAAGGAUCGAAUCUGGUUCUGUGAACCAGAGGUCAUUGAAUAGUCUAGAAGCUGGUAGAAUGCUAACCAACAAAGAGGUGUGGUGGUCAGAUCCUACUGGAUUGAUAUUGAAGCACAGCAACAUCAUUGAAGAUUACCAUUUAGAGCUAGCUAAGAAAGCUCUUCUUUUUGACACUUAUGGACAAAUGUUUGAUCUCAAAGUAAUGUUUGUGAAUGCUGGGAAAAUCUUCAAAGAACCCAGUAUGUUUGAGUAUUGUGAGUUACUCGUUUUGAUGGGACAAGUUCUCAGUCUGUCUGAUAGAUCAGUUUUAUCUGAUGCUCUACAGUUGUAUGCUACCAUUGGGGGGAAACUAAAACCAGAGGAAUCCCAAGUGAUGUCUUAUCAGACGAAGCAGAAUUAUCAGACAAAGCAGAAUGUCCUCAAGAUACAGAGAGAAGCACUGAGAAAGAAACUUGAAGGGCAGAAGAUUCUUGCCACGAUCAACAAUAAAUGGGUGGGGGUGGAGGAGAACCCCAUGAUAGCAGACAACAGGGAACUAGAGAAAAUGUUUGAGAAGAAAGACCAAGUCAACUUUGUUAUCAUGGAGGAUAAAACUCCACAGCCCAGACGUGGAGGAAAAGCAGUUUUAGACCGAAACUUGGGAGAACAACUUUUGCCAUUCUAUGAAUUCUGUUCUGUGAAGAAGCUGUCAGAAUGUGUAGAUGUUCAGGAAAUUUCUGAGAUGUUUGAGCCCUGCCCAGACCUGCAGUUAUACAUACAUGUAACAGUGCCAUUGUUACAGAGAUACCUCUAUAAGUUUCAGCCUGACAAUUACCAGGACCUUCAGAACCAGAACUUCCCACAGCGACUGGCAUCGUUGCAGUUCUUCAAGGUAAAAACCCUGGAGGUGAAGUAUUCAUUAAAACACAGCCCUGAUGUCUUUGUCCUGAGAAAGGAGAAAUGUGUGCAGAAGGAAAAUGCUUUUUAUUUCCAUCGAGAUCACACAGAGUCUUAUCCAGACAUUAACAAAGAAAUCGCCAAAUUCUUCUCGAACUCAAAUGACAGGUGCUCCAAAGAUCUGAGGGCUUUUCUGAAUGAUCUAAUCACACCAAUUACCAAGGAACCACAUACUCUAGAGGAUGUGAUGGAACAGAAUGACUGUGACCCGCUCCCAUCAGGUGAACAAGCCUGGUUUGUCCCUCGACCAAUUUUACCAACUUUCCAAAGGCCAGUUGAACCAGAAAUUGAAGCAUGGCCUAAGGAACCAGAUUCAGGAGGAAUAAGAACAGCAAACCAGACAGAGGAAGGAAAUCAGGGACUAAAAGCAUGGCCACCAAUGUCGAACACCCAGGGGACAACUCAAAACAAAGUUCGUAAGGAGAGAGAAGAAAAAGUUGCUGAUUCUAAAGUUUGGCCUCCACCCAAAGCCCCAGAUUACAUGAAGAGUGUGAGGGAACUGCCCAGUCAGUUUAAGGUCACAGGUGAAUGGAAGCCACCUGGUGGUGAGGAAAGUUCUGAGGCAAGCAAGGGAGAUCACUCCUCAGGAGGAAGAGGAGGGAUCACUGUACAUGAGAGGACUGAGGGACAGCCCUACAACAGACGGGAGAGUAAUGAGGAGGGCCCAGGAGCUGUAUAUGGGAGGCAAGACAGUGAAGGAAAAGGCACAAAGAGAAAGAUAUCGGAAAAUGAGACAGAGUCUUCAGGAGAGAAUAAAAGAUCUGUUCCACGGGAGGAGAGAGAGGAAGGACAGGAGGCUGCAGGUUUCAAAACAGAGGGAGCCCACCACUCAACAGUGCCAUCUAGUGGUGAUGACAUAACAAGGGAAAGGGGAACUCAUCCAAAAGAAUCCUUUACAAAUAGUGAAGAGAAGGGUCAUUGGCAGGGAGAUCAGGAACAUCACGAAAAUAUGGAUAAUGUUGGGAAUGAGGAAAUCCGUAAGCCAAGUGGAAAACGGAGGCAUCCAACUGACAGCAGCCAAGGGUCGUCCCACAUCCCGGAGUCCAAGAGAAUCCUGAUGGAUCAUCCAGCUUGGACGGGGUUGGCGAGUGAUUACACUUUUGAAGAGUUAGGACAAGGUUCCAAUCUCAAGGCUGUACCAGACAUAUCUCUAGACCUUGACCAGGACGAGUCAAACUUACAAGAAAUAGGUCGGUGGGGUGAACACCUUGUCCACCAGUAUCUCUUACGCCAGCAGGAGGUGGAUCCGAGUAUUAUUGAAAUCAAGUGGUGUAACAAAGAGAAUGAGCAAGGAACGCCGUAUGACUUUGAAUUAUCUCAUAGGAGAGACACUCAAGUGAUCAAAACCUUUAUUGAGGUCAAGGCUACCUUGACUGAUGACAAAGACGUGUUUGAGAUUUCCUCUCAAGAGAUUCAGUUUGCGCAGCAGCACCGUGAAAACUUUCAGAUCUACCGUGUGUUUAAUGCCGGUGACCUGGAACGAGUGCGAUUAGUCAGGAUUGACAACCUGUGUCUGAGGCUGGACCAAAAGCAGGUCCAGUUAUGGAUGAUGAUUUAAUUAAAACUGGGAGAGUGGUCAGUGAGGAAUGGAAGAAUGGUCAGUUGGAUAUGAGAGAGUGGUCAGUUGGAAUCUAACCUCUUCCCGAUUCUGGAUGUGAAUUUGAUCAGAAGACAGAAGUGUUUCUUCUAAACACAUUUACCAUAGACUCACCAUUCAUGGGUUUGAAUCUGGCAAUAGCAGCUUCGUUGAUGUUGAUUUCUAUAUUCUUUUUAGCUCAAGUGAGCUUUUCUGAUCAAAAUUUAUCCGUUGUCUGUCGGCGGCGGCGGUGUCAUUGUUGUAAACUUUUCACAUUUACAUCUUCUUCUCCAAAACCACUGAAUCAAUUUCAACCAAACUUGGCACAAAGCAUUUUUGGGUAAAAGGCUUUCAAGUUUGUUCAAAUGAAGGGCCAUGUCUCCUUCAAAGGGGAGAUAAUCACAAAAAUGCAAAAUUAGUAGAGUAGAGUCAUUUAAAAAUCUUCUACUUAAGAACCACUGGGCUAGAGGAGCUGACAUUUAUAUGAAAGCUUCUUGACAUAGUGCAGAUUCAAAUUUGUACAAAUCAUGGCCCCCGGGGGUAGGAAGGGGCCACAAUAGGGGAUCAAAGUUUUACCUACAAAUAUAUAGGGAGAGAAUCUUUAAAAAUCCUCUUCUCAAGAACCACUGGGCUAGGAAAGUAAAAAUUUCAUGAAAGCUUCCUGACAUAGUGCAGAUUCAAGUUUGGUAAAAUCAUGGUCCCCGGAGGUAGGAUGGGGCCACAAUAGGGGAUCAAAGUUUUACAUUUAAUAAGGGAAGAUCAUUAAAAAUCUUCUGAAGAAUCACUGGGCCAGAGAAGUUUACAUUUACAUGAAAGCUUCCUGACAUAAUGCAUUUUCAAGUUUGUAAAAAUCAUGGCCUCUGGGGGUAGGUUGGGACCACAAUAGGGAUCAAAGUUAUACAUGCAAAUAUGUAUGGAAAUUCUUUAGAUAUGGUCAUGGUGACUCAGGUGAGUGAUGUGGCCCAUGGGCCUCUUGUUUCCUAUUAGAAUUCCUUUAAUUUGCAAUGUUUUAAUCAGGGGCUUUUAGUAUAAUCAUUCAUUGAUGUUUAUCAACAAUUGUGGUUUCAUUAAAUUUCAUGGAUACUGUUCAUAAAUUUGUUAUUUCAUAGGUACUGUUUGUAAAUUUGUUAUUUCAUAGGUACUGUUUGUAAAUUUGUUAUUUCAUAAGUAACUGUUUUGUAAUGGUACUUUUUUUAUUUUUUCUUCAAAGGUACUGUUUUGUAAAUAGGUUAUUUUUACUUUAUUUUCUUCCUUAAAGAGCAAAUUUUGUGUUUUUUCAAUGACUUCAUUUUGUGGACUGACCACAAUCAUGAAAAAAAAAAAAACACCUGAAAUUUGUAUCUAACAAAAAUAUUGAAACCACAGUAUUUUUCCAUGUAAUGCUAUAAUCAUUUUUUUUUUUACAGUUGGGUAUUUUAGUAAGUUUUUUAAAUUGCAUUUGGCUCAUUUGUGUCAAGAGGCAGAAGUGAGUUUUUCUGAUUAGUAUUUGUCCAUUUUCUGUCAUCAUUUUCAUUAUAAACCUGAACCACUGGGCCAGUUUCAACCAAACUUGGCACAGAGUAAUCUUUGGUGAAGGGGUUUUAAGCUCAUUUAAAUGAGGUGCCAUUCCCCUUUCCAAAAAGCUAAUUAGGGUGGAGUAAGGCCAAAAAAAAAUCAAUAGGUUCCCAGACCCCACUGCAUCCGAAUGAAAGCUACCGCAUUUUUAAAAUAUUUAUGUUAAUGAGGUAAGUCUUUAUCUUAUAGAUAUUUAUGUAAAACUUUUAAGAGGUUUUAACAAGAUUGUAAGUAUCUUUUGUUCAAAUAAUUAUUGAAUACAUUCAAUUAUGUGGAAGUGUUUAAGAAUAAUAGAAUACAUUUAAUAGUAAGUACUGUAAAGCAAUUUCUUAUGAAAAUAAAAAUUCUAUAUUCCAUUGCUUAUUCUAUAUAUAUAUGAGAAAGAAAAGUAACUCAUUCUACAAUCAAUAUUAAAAAGAAAUAUAGCUCAUGCUAUAGCCAAAUGAACUUUAAAAAAAAAAAGCCUGCCUGCUUCAUCAAAAUUUGAAAUUUUGGUAUGGGAAACUAUUUAUUAAUUUUUGGGGUCUAAUUUGAACAUUUUAUUAAAAACCACUGGGCUAGAAAAGAUCAAACUUUUGUGAAAGUUCUUGACAUAGUGAAGUUUCAAGUUUAUACAAAUCAUGGCCCCCAGGGGUAGGUUGGGGCAACAAUAGGGGAUUAAAGGUUUACAUGGGGAUAUAUAGGAAAAUCUUUCAAAAUCUUCUCAAGAACAGCAGGAUCAUGAUUAGUAAUAUCAAUAUGCAAGCAUCCGCAGGCAGUAGAGAUUCAAAUUUCUUCAAAUCAUGGCUGCAAAGGAUAAGGUCACAAUAGGGAAACUUAAGUUUUAUAGGGGGAUAUAAUGGGGAAAACUUUAAAAACUCUUUUUCUAAAGAGUAACAGUGCCAUGAUUAGUCAUAUUGAUAUACAAGCAUUGACAGUUAGUGCAGAUUCAGAUUUAUUCAAUUUGUGAUUUCCAGGGGUAGGAUGGGGCCUCAAUAAGGGGUCAAAGUUUCAUGGAAUUAUAUAGUAAAAGGUCAUUUUCUGUCAUCAUUCUCCUUAUAAACUUUUCACAUUUCAUUUCCUUUUCCAGAACCACAAGGCCAAUUUCAACCAAACUUGGCACAAAGUAAUCUUUGGUGAAGGGGUUUCAAGUUCGUUCAAAUGAAGUGUCAUCGCCCUUCCAAGGGAAGAUAGUCUGACUCAAGAAAAAGCAAAAAUAGAGUGGAGUCAUUUAAAAAUCUUAUUAAGAACCAUUGGGCGAGAAAAAAAUACUUAUUUGAAAGUUCCUGAAAAAGUGAAGUUUCAAGUUUGUACAAAUCAUGGCCCCCAGGGGUAGGUUGGGGCAACAAUAGGGGAUUAAAGGUUUAUAUGGGGAUAAAUAGGGAAAUCUUUCAAAAUCUUCUCAAGAAUAGAAGGGCCAUGAUUAGUCAUAUUAGUAUGCAAGCAUCCUCAGGAAGUAUAGAUUCAAAUUUCUUCCAAACAUGGCUGCAAAGGGUAGGUGGGGCCACGAUAGGAAAACAAAUAGGGGAAUAUUUAGGGGAAGCACUUUAAAAACUUUUUUUCUAGAGAGUAACAGUGCCAUGAUUAGUCAUAUUAAUAUACAAGCAUUGAUAGUUAGUUCAGAUUUAUUCAAUUUGUGACUCCAAGGGGUAGGAUCGGGCCUCAAUAAGGGGUCAAAGUUUCAUGGGAUUAUAUAGUAAAAGGUCUUAUAAAAGUUUUCUUCUCAUGAACAGCCAGGCCAUGAUUACUCAUGUUGACAGACAUGCAUCCCCAGGUAGUGUAGAUUCAAGUUGACUGAAGCAAUGAUCCCUGGUUUAGAUGGGGCCACAAAGAGGGGUAACAUUCUUAAAAAUGUUAUUCUCAAGACCAACAGGACUAUAAUUAAUCAUCCUGAUACAAAAACAUCAGGUAGUGCAGAUUCAAGUUGAUUUUAAUCAUGGCCUUGGGGAUGAGGGGUGAAAGAUUUUUAAGUUAUGAUGUUAAUAUUCUUUUCGGUAUUGAACAGAUAUCGGCUUUUCUUUGUGGUCAGCGAAAUGCUCAGGUGAGCGAUGUGGCCCAUGGGCCUCUGGUUCAUUUUGUUUUUACUCCCUAAGAAAUUGCCAUACAAGAUCUCUGAUUGAUCAGCUAUAUGGGUUCUGCAUGAUAAUAAGACAUUAACCAAUUAACUUCAAAUAAAAACGUCUCCAUAUGAGUGAAAAAUUCUCGAGCGAGACGUUGAGCAAGAUACAAUCAAACAAUCAAAUAAUAAAGUGAAGACUUGACAAAUUUCUACAGCAUGGCCUGUUUAAGGACAGCAGUUUUCUCAUUUUGAUAAACUAAAAUAUUGAAUAAGAUUGUUUUUCUGUUACAUGUAUUGUUUUGUUGAGAUAACUUUUCAUUUAUUUUUUAUAGUAUUUGUAGCUUAGUAAAGGCAGACCAAGACAUGUAUGCAAGAAUAGAUUUUCUUGCUUGUUUGUUUUUUCUCUGCAUCGCCAUUUUAUGUUGACGUUGCAAGUAAAUGAUAAAUCACUAGGGACCACAAUUUUCCCCCACACAUCACUACUUCUGUUUAGUGACAUACUAUUGCCCAUCAACAGUAUUGUUGUUUGAUGUAGUUCCAAUUUGAUGCAGCAUAUGGGAGUAGUGAACAUGUACAUGCAGGAUAAAAAAAAUGAAAACCUCGUUCAUUUAUGUAAUCAUUAUUUUCACACACAGGUUUAUACUCCAAGGCAACAUGUCUUCAUUCAUAAGAUCAUGCACAACAUUUCUGACAUUUUUUAUAUAAUUAUUUUUUCAUCUCCUUGAUAUGAAGAGUUCUUGUAUGAUUUCUGAAAUAAGUUUUAUAUUGUAGUGAUAUUACCAUACUUUGUAUAUUGGCCUGGUAAGCUCAGUGGUUUAGACCACCUAACUAGUAAUGCAAGGGUCCUGGGUUCAAAGCAUGAAUGAUCCAAAGAUUUUUCGCCCAUUCUUUGCUACAACUACGGUGUACUUAAUCGAUGUUUAUAGAAACAAACUUUUAUAAUACUAUUACACAAGAGCUGAUUUUAAAUUUUUACUUGCCACAACCAGGAACUGGCAAAAUAUGCAAACUCUAAAACAAGCCUGGUAAUAUUCCCCAAGUAUUUUUGUAGAAACAAAUUAGGAUGCAAGUGAACUAUACAAGAAAUUUUACAAAAAAAUUAUAGAUUAUUGAGAAACGUCGUGCAUGUCCAAUAACCAAUGGUGUUAAUAAUAAGUCUCGUCAUCCACAAAUUUUGUGCUUGUUAGUGCAAUAUUAAAUGACUGUUUGUUGUGAUGUUUGUUUUUCGUUUUUGUAUGUAUGAUUAAACUUUGUUACAAGA
Messenger RNA from Ostrea edulis (European flat oyster), 13743 nucleotides. RefSeq lists its product as uncharacterized. The record is from RefSeq and is a predicted model, not a curated record. NCBI's taxonomy places the organism in Eukaryota, Metazoa, Mollusca, Bivalvia, Ostreida, Ostreidae.